Aureobasidium pullulans EXF-150 is the source of this 2322-nucleotide messenger RNA. RefSeq lists its product as uncharacterized. Bases 1 to 2322 code for a protein of 773 amino acids. The transcript is spliced from 18 exons. The record is from RefSeq and is a predicted model, not a curated record. NCBI's taxonomy places the organism in Eukaryota, Fungi, Ascomycota, Dothideomycetes, Dothideales, Saccotheciaceae.
AUGUUUCUACGACCACUCGACUACGAAUCACCACUCGAAAUGCCUACUUCUCAAUUUGACAAGGCAUUCGCUCUAUUAGAGCAAUCAUUCAAGGAUGCCAGCUUUCUCCAAGCAUACAAGGCAUUACCUUCGCGACAAACAACCGAAAAGGCAGAAUCGCCUACUCAGGUUGCCUUCUCCGAUGACGAUGACGACUCGGACUACUCAGAUGCCGAUAUGCACGAAGGAUACCGGCCCAGAGACGCUCCCGCUACACACGCUCACCUGGUGCCAUUGCCAGGAGACAAGGCAGGCACCAACACGCCGCCAAAUCCACAGAGACCUCCAACUCCCGAUCUAACUCCGCCAAACUCUCCCAUGCCGCAUGCUGCCUCUUCCCGCGCCGAAUCUUUCAUGACUGCAAGAGAGACGCAAAGUCAAGCCAGUGCCAAGGCAGGCCAUAAGUGGUUGGAUGCGACAAGAGUUGCGGAUCGCCAAAAACAGUUGCGAGACUCGAUGUCUGAAUCUGGAGAUACGACACCUACGCAAGAGACACAUCUCGCCUUUCCCGCCCCUCCGACCGCCUCUUCCAUCCUGGCUUCUUCUACUCCCGAGUCAGAACAACAAACAACUCCCAGUCAGAAUAUACCCACUGGUAGCCACAAGAGAUCGAAAACAGCAGUCAUGCCGCUGUCUGAGGGAAUUGAUGAAGGCCCUUCCACGACGGCUAACGAUCACCUCUACCGACAUAUGCGAAACGAGAAAUCGAAGCCCUUUGUGCUCGCAGGCCCGGCUCAACAAAAACAGCCAGCCCUACGACGAGUCAGUAGGGUUGAUACCCUGCGCGAUGACGCUUCUUCCAGACGAAUGUCACCCUUGCCGGGCCGCAAGCACUUGGUCAAUGGAGACACUGAUGCAGCCAGAUCUGCUUCUAACCCAGAAACUGGUCGCAUCAGCAAAGUGCCGUUGGGUGACAAGAUGCACUUGCUUACUUCUCAGCAGAAUCGCCUGCACCGCCCGAAAAAUCAUAUUUCUCUCAAGCAAGACUACAACGAAGUAAAUCUCCACAACAACAGCGAUAUCUGGCUAGACUACGCAUCUCCAGAUCACAGCCAAGAUCAGCCACGAACAAGGUUGCGCCAUGUGUCUGCGCCGGAUGCAAAGAUGAAUCUCGCUCCAAAGCAAGGAUGGAAGAGGCAUUCUCUCGACGCCGAACUCGAAUCUCCUGAAUUGGAACGUCCACGGAAAACAUCUGUCGAGCAGUCCCAGAACCCUUCGACACAUGCUCUAUUCGACUAUCCUUUGCAGUCCUCACCACGGAAGUCAUCCGAUACAAAAGACAUCCGCCAUCUUCACUCAAACUCUAUGGAGCUAAACGAAGCCAAAGCCAUAAACCUCUACCCGCACGAGAAUAAAUCCCUCCUCAUGGUCCAACACAUAGCCAAGAAGCGACUUGCCGAAGCACAAAACGAAGGCGUCAAGCAGAACUCGCAUCCGACCUUCCACGCUGUCAUAGAUAUACCUACACCUCCGAGUAUGGAACAAGACCGUGAGGAUGUCGACAGUCCUCUUCGCAACCCUCGCGCUGCUCCCCAGCCACCGCGUCUCCCCGCAGUGAUCAUCAGUCCUGCAACGCCCUCCAGUCAAUUCCGCAAAACACCAACUCCACGCUCACCUUCACCACCUUCUCGCCGACCGAGUUUGGUCGAAAAGGCCCGUCGCUACUCUGAGACUCUUAUCCUGCCCGUAUCCUCGCAACGACCGAAAAGUUCAGAAGAUCGCGAUACCACUCUCCACCCUUUCUGGCGGCCAAGAGGGUUUUGGGAUGAUUUUACCGAUUCGGAAGAAGAAUAUUCCGAUGACGAUUUGGAGUCGGUCGAAGAACAACAGCAAAAAGGCAUGCAAGGUUGGAGGGCCAAGAGGUUAUCGGUCAGAUUACCCGGUUUCAGAGGAAAUGGCGGUUUCAUGCUGGGCAAUUCAUUGGGGAUCGAUCGACAUGGGACCAAUGUGCGACGACACCACGUCAACCCUCCAGCCACCAAAACACUCUCGAUCAAGAACAUGGACGGGCAGAGACAAGGGCUUCUGACAAGGUUGUUCACCUUCCCUUCCCUCCGAAAAAGGAAAUCCACCGACCUCCUCCGUGCGGCUGCUCAAUCGACUGAAAGCCUUAGGAGGUUGAGUCAAAGACACAAAAGACGCAGAAGUUGGAAAUGGGAUAUGGGAUUGAGAAAUACAAUGGUGAAGCGAAGAGAACGCAGAGAAGAAAUGCAGAGGGAGAAAUAUAGAGAGGGGAUUAAGGGGAGGAUUGGGGCGCCUGUGUUGUUGAAACGAGCAGAAUAG